UAUGCUUAAAAAUAGUUAUAUUUCAUGUCCCAGCUUUCAGUCUGACAAAGAAUAUGUAGUUCAAUCGGUGUACUUGUCCUUUUUUUCUGUGUAUUCUAUGAGUCAUACACCAGACAGUAACCGUGAAUGAAUGUGAUAUACAUACCUCUCACCGAAUAGCAUCAUCCUCACAUUACACAGAAGGCGGGAGAACAGGCUCUCGACUGACCAAUAGGUAAACAACUUCAUUCAUAAAAAAAACUAGGGGUUGAUAACCGAAAACGUGGAUUUGGAGGUUUCAUAAUCCUUACCGAAACAGAAAACCAGUUCUGAAUUACAGCCAAUGAAAGUGUCUGAAUGGAGCGCCACUGUAAUGUUUGUCCAAUCACCUUCGAGCCACAGCCGCACAGGACCCGCCCCCUUAAAACACAAGCCUCGAUGAAUAAGAAAAGAGCCUUUGUGACUGACGCAUGGAUUAACCGAAGAGCCUCGAGUAUCUGUGAACGGACAAGGGUUUCAUCCAAUCCUGGGUGAAUGUGGGCGUGUUCGGGCGGUGAAGGAGUAGGCGGGGGUGUGCACUUCAAUCUGGAUAGACUAGUAUGUUAGAGGAGUUGUGGGGGUGUGAUGCUACAACCUGCUUAUAAAGGGGCUCGCACGUUGUGGCUCUUAAUCAUUGCAUAUCGCUUAAUUUCGUGGGUUAGACUGCACGCUCGCUCGCCCAGGCGUCUACAUGGAGUACUUGAACGUGGUGAAGAUGCUUCAGCUUGCUGAGACUCCUCUGUAUUGGGUCGGUGCAGUCACCACGGCCUCACUGGCGCUGUGGCUCCUCUACCACAUCUUCUCCGGCUUCAGGAUAUGGGUGCUAGGAAAUGGAGAUUUGCUGUCCCCUAAAUUGGGGAAAUGGGCAGUUGUAACGGGAGCCACAGAUGGAAUUGGGAAAUCCUAUGCGGAGGAGCUUGCUCGACGAGGAUUCUCCAUAAUGCUGAUCAGCCGCUCACAGGAGAAGCUAGACGAUGUUGCCAAGUCUCUCGAAAGUCUGUAUAAUGUGGAGACAAAGACCAUUGCUGUGGAUUUUGGUCAGAUCGACAUUUAUCCUAGGAUUGAUGCGGCACUUGCUGGGCUAGAAAUAGGAGUCCUUGUAAACAAUGUUGGCAUUUCCUACUCUUACCCUGAGUUCUUUCUGCACAUCCCUGACCUGGACAAUUUCAUUAACACAAUGAUAAAUGUCAACAUAACUUCAGUGUGUCAGAUGACUCGUCUGGUAUUGCCCAAAAUGGAAGCUAGAGCAAAAGGUGUGAUUCUCAACAUCUCCUCUGCUAGUGGCAUGUACCCAGUUCCACUGCUCACUGUCUACUCCUCCACCAAGGCUUUUGUUGACUUCUUCUCCCGUGGACUUCAAGCAGAGUACAAAUGCAAAGGGAUUAUUAUUCAGAGCGUGCUGCCUUUCUACGUGGCCACCAAAAUGACCAAGAUCAGGAAACCCACUCUGGACAAACCUACUCCCGAGCGUUAUGUAGCUGCUGAGCUAACCACUGUGGGGCUACAGGACCAGACAAAUGGUUAUUUCCCUCAUGCAGUCAUGGGAUGGUUGACCACUGUUGUAGUUCCUCACAAACUGGUCAUUUACUUUGGCAUGCGCAUGAACAAGGCUCUGCGUGGUGGUUACCUCAGGAGGAGAAAGCUGCGAUAGCUUGUAGAUGUCGUCUAAAGGGAAAUGACAAACCACGUCCAAAGUGUCCUUUCCUUAGUGUUUGCUUAGUAUGGGUAUGAAUGCCUGACUUUUGUAUCAGUGUUUAAGUAGUUCUGUGUCAAGGCUUUUGUAUUGAAUGUCUCCUUAGACAAACCUCUUGAUGUUCUUGUAAGAACUACUGACCACAAUGGUCACACUGACAUGUUGAAUGAUGUAGUUCAAACUAGGCUUUUAAAUUGGUGAGUUUCUCUUUUGGCUUGUGAGAUUUGGGAAUGGGUGUAACUUAUAAUUAACAGGGUCUAAAGAGUGUUGCAUUGGUGCAUGGAGGGCUGUUUUCACUGCUGUUCUAAGCAGACUGUAUUUGAAUGGAGAUGGGUUUCAUAAACAUAUGGUUCUGUGUAUAAAAGCCACAUGUGCACCUGACUACUUGCUCACUGUUGCCAGUUCCCUGUUAUGUUUGUUUACAAUGAUUCAGAAGUUAAAAUGUAUACAUUGUCUUUUCCUUAGCUGUUGAAUGAUCUUGAGUAUUGGCCUUUUAAACUUUUUUUUUUCUUCUUUUUUUUUUACAUUUUGUACCCUUUUUCUUAGUAUUUAUGAAAUUGGUGGUGGGGUUUUGGUGUUUUAUGUUUACUAGAUAUCUGCAAUGGUGCUUUUUUUUUUUUUUUUUUUUUUUUUUUUUUUUUUUUUUUAAAUUAUUAUUUUUGAGCCAUGUUUCACACUGUUAAUCACUGAUCAUUCAGAAUAAUGUGCCUUAUAGAAAUAUACAGGAAUUUGCUAACUGUUAAUGGAGAUCUCUACCAGCUGCUAUUUUGUCUCAAACGUAGCAAUGCACUUACUGCCUUUUUUCUUUUUCUUUCUCUUCUUCUUUUAAAGAACUUUGACCAAAUAGUGUACUAUGCCACGUGAGGGUCUCUUUCUUUUUUUUCUUUCUUUUCCCUUACUUAUUAUUAAAGGUCUCGAUUUAGGGGUCUUCCUAUGUCCCAGAUUUGACUCUCCAUUUGACUUUUGUUGAACCAAAGCCGGUCAGAUGAAAACGCUCAGGUAUUUGAGCCUUGCUGGUUGUAUCACAGGGAAAACUUGAAUGUUUACAUUCCAAAAUAUUUAGGCAUGGAAUACAAUGUGUGCCUUUGUUCCACCAAAUCAUGCUUGUGUAUUUAAAUUUAGUUUGUCUUUUUCAAAUAAAGAUGUGAUUUUACUCUGGUCCAGGAAAAUGAUCAUUAUAUUAAUUUAUGUUUUGUUUCCUAAAAUAGAUUUUUGGGUCAGAUGAUACUGUUCUCCAAGCUGAUGCGUAAUGCAAUUUCUCAAACAGCAUCUGAAUACCCCAAUAAUUCAUCAGAUGGUGUAAACUAGACUGAAUAGUGUAAUAUGAAAACUGAGUCAAAAUUAAAUAAAGACACCACUAAAAUGGAUGCUUCCUCAGUUAGAUUUUACAUGGUGUCAUGUCCUGUAAGUUAUCUUUGUAUGGUUAUAGUCUAGGUCUAUUAAGUCAGGUCAUAGAAACAAUGAAACUGUUAAUUUGGGGGGAGGGAAAUUCUAGAUGUUAUCGG
Molecule: messenger RNA, 3216 nt
Organism: Ictalurus furcatus (blue catfish)
Lineage: Eukaryota; Metazoa; Chordata; Actinopteri; Siluriformes; Ictaluridae
Gene: hsd17b12a
Product: hydroxysteroid (17-beta) dehydrogenase 12a
Exons: 11
Coding region: 710-1669 (319 amino acids)
Cellular component (GO): endoplasmic reticulum
Molecular function (GO): oxidoreductase activity
Source: RefSeq, a predicted model, not a curated record